GAUAUUCGUCGUCUUCUUCAGUUCAGUUUGUCCACAGUACAACACAGACCUAUACAAAAAUGUUCAAAUUGGUGGUGUUGUCUGCUCUUUUGGCUGUUGCCGCCGCUCGCCCCGGUCUGCUGGCCCCAACCGUCUACAGCAGUGCCAUUGUUGGCAGCGUACCAACAUCCAUCAGCCAUCAUAGCAGCUCUGUGGUCCAUAGCGCUGCCAUUGCUGCCCCCGUCGUACAUGCCGCUCCCGUCGUACACGCCGCCCCCGUCGUCGCCGCACACGCUGCUCCCAUCGUCACUGCUCACGCCGCUCCUAUUGUAGCAGCUUCUCCACUAAUCUCCAGCUACGCUGCACAUGCUCCUCUUUUAUUUUAAAAAAGUGAACAUGUACCUUACCACAAUUAGUCAUCAACAAGCCUAAGAAGCUAGUGUCAAACUGUUCCCAGUUUCAUUGCCAUAUGUUAUGAAUUUACCUUCUUAAUUAAAGAACCCCUUUUCCUUUU
Molecule: messenger RNA, 493 nt
Organism: Zophobas morio
Lineage: Eukaryota; Metazoa; Arthropoda; Insecta; Coleoptera; Tenebrionidae
Product: larval cuticle protein F1-like
Exons: 1
Coding region: 60-365 (101 amino acids)
Source: RefSeq, a predicted model, not a curated record